AUCGCGGCCCCCUCCUCGCCUGGGAGACCCCCAUCCCCGCUCCCUCCUGCGAACCCGAGCGGGACCGGGAGGCUCCAGGCGCCCCUUCAACGCUCCCCCCCGACGGGCCGAGAGAGCUGAUGCCCUGAAAGGCGGUUCGUGCCCCCGCCCCGACGGGGGGCGCCCUGCAGAAACUUCAGGCGCCGGCGGCCACCCCGUUUCCUGGCCGGGUCAAUCCCCGAUCCCCGCUUCGCGGCUUGUUGGGGGGGCGCGCAACCCUCGGGAGCCGCUUGCGCCCCGCGUGGCGAGGGAGGCGGCGAGGGGGCGGAGCGGGGCCGGGCUUCCUCCUCCUCCUCCUCCUCCGGCUGCCUCCUCAUGGCGGGGCUGGAGCUGCUGUCGGAGCAGGGCUACCGCGUGGACGGGCGGCGCGCCGGGGAGCUGCGCCAGAUCCGCGCCCGGCUGGGCGUCUUCGCGCAGGCCGACGGCUCGGCCUACCUGGAGCAGGGCAACACCAAGGCGCUGGCCGUCGUCUACGGGCCCCACGAGAUGCGCGGCUCCCGCGGCAAAGCGCUGCCCGACCAGGCGCUGCUCAACUGCCAGUUCAGCCUGGCCACCUUCAGCACCGGCGAGCGCAAGCGGCGGCCCCACGGCGACCGGCAGGCGGGCGAGAUGAGCCUGCAGCUCAAGCAGACCUUCGACGCCGCCAUCCUCACCCAGCUCUACCCGCGCUCGCAGAUCGACAUCUACGUGCAGAUCCUGCAGGCGGACGGCGGCAACUACUGCGCCUCGGUGAACGCGGCCACCCUGGCGGUCAUUGACGCCGGCAUCCCCAUGCGGGACUACGUCUGCGCCAUCUCGGCCGGCUUCCUGGAGGACACGCCCCUGGCCGACCUGAACUACGUGGAGGAGGCGGCCGGCGGCCCCCAGAUGGCCCUGGCGCUGCUGCCCAAGUCGGAGCAGAUUGCGCUGCUGGAGAUGAACGCCCGGCUGCACGAGGACCACCUGGAGCGCAUCAUGGAAGCCGCCAGCAAGGCCUGCAAGGACGUCUACGCCGUGCUGGACCAGGUGGUGCGGGAGCAUCUGCGCGAGGUCACUGCUCUGCUGGGCAAGUGAGCCCCCUCCCGGCUGCACUGGGGGUGGGGGGCGCAGAGCGGUGGAAGAUGCCUCCUCCUCCUCUGCCCUUUUCUCAGGUGGCGCCAGCUGGAUGCGGCCAAGAAUCUCCCCCUUCCUCCCUGAACUGAGCCGCUCUCUGUGGGAGAGGAACGCGCAGCUAGAUGCAGGCCUGUGUUGCAUUGCCUGCGGUGCUUUGCACUAAGCCUUUUUGUACAGGGUUGCUUCUUUUUUACAUGCCAGAGAAUUAAAUAUUCUUCCAAAGAAA
This is a messenger RNA of Podarcis muralis (Common wall lizard), 1357 nucleotides long. RefSeq names its product exosome component 4 (gene EXOSC4). NCBI's taxonomy places the organism in Eukaryota, Metazoa, Chordata, Lepidosauria, Squamata, Lacertidae. The record is from RefSeq and is a predicted model, not a curated record. Gene Ontology annotation, cellular component: nuclear exosome (RNase complex); nucleolus; cytoplasmic exosome (RNase complex). Gene Ontology annotation, molecular function: RNA binding. Gene Ontology annotation, biological process: nuclear mRNA surveillance; U4 snRNA 3'-end processing; poly(A)-dependent snoRNA 3'-end processing.